Messenger RNA from Ophidiomyces ophidiicola, 1815 nucleotides. It is a transcript of the gene ALG6, whose product is annotated as Glucosyltransferase-like protein. Gene Ontology annotation, biological process: protein N-linked glycosylation. The coding region runs from base 1 to 1815 and encodes 604 amino acids. Lineage: Eukaryota; Fungi; Ascomycota; Eurotiomycetes; Onygenales; Onygenaceae. Gene Ontology annotation, cellular component: endoplasmic reticulum membrane. The record is from RefSeq and is a predicted model, not a curated record. Gene Ontology annotation, molecular function: dolichyl pyrophosphate Man9GlcNAc2 alpha-1,3-glucosyltransferase activity. The transcript is spliced from 3 exons.
AUGGCGCCCUUCCAGGCGUCUUCGCCCUCUUCCCACCGACCGCGCAAGAAGCGCCGAGGACUCACCGGCAGCGCGUCAUGCUCCAAUGUCGACUUGAUAACAGACGCCACCAAAAGCCAACCUGCUCCAGCGUUUCCUCUAGUGGCAUUCCUCUGGCCAGCUCGUACGGGUGUCUCCCAAUGGCUAGUUCUUCCGACGAUCCUAAUGGUUGUUGGACUGUUUCGCUGGGCGGUCGGAUUGUGGGGAUAUUCAGGACAAGGACUACCUCCGAUGUACGGUGACUUCGAAGCGCAGCGACAUUGGAUGGAACUUACUAUUCAUCUUCCUAUCUCCUCCUGGUACUUUUACGAUUUGGACUGGUGGGGGCUCGACUAUCCUCCGCUCACUGCAUAUCAUAGCUGGCUUCUGGUCAAUAGGGGGUCAUUUAUUGAGCCGUCCUGGUUUGCGCUUGAUAAAUCCCGUGGGGUUGAAGACCCGCUCCUAAAGGUGUACAUGCGAGCUACCGUGGUCGUUUCUGAGUAUCUUGUCUAUAUCCCUGCUGUCGUCAUUUUCCUGCGACGGUAUGCCCGUGACCAGAGAGUCAAUAUCUGGGUGGCUUCGGUUGCUCUUGUCGCCAUCCUUAUGCAGCCCGCCACCCUCCUCAUCGACCAUGGCCACUUCCAAUAUAACACGGUGAUGCUUGGGCUAGUUGUCGCUGCAUCAGAAAGUAUAUUGGCCAAGAGAAGGCUGUGGGCUUGCGUAUUUUUCGUUGCUGCUCUGGGUUUCAAACAAAUGGCAUUAUACUACGCGCCUGUAAUAUUUGCGUACAUGCUUGGCACUUCCCUCUUCCCCCGGAUCAGACUCGGAAGGCUACUCAGCAUCAGUCUGAUUACUGCGAUCGCUUUCACUCUUCUAUUUGCUCCUUUGGUGGGUGGAGCAAUCUACGAUGUAUAUCGUGGUGUUCCCGUGCCUACUUCUGAGCCGUUGCUGUUUAAGAAUUUCCCUAUAUCGUUGAGCGCGUCCUCAUGGCUCUUUGCACCCGUUCUCCAGCUUUGCCAAACCAUUCACCGCAUAUUUCCCUUUUCCCGCGGUCUUUUUGAAGACAAAGUUGCAAAUAUCUGGUGUGCUAUCCACACUUUUUACAAGCUCACUCGAUUUUCUUCUACUACUCUUCAAAGAUUGUCGCUUGGUGCAACAGUCUUCAGUGUCGUUGUCCCUUGCAGUGUGAUCGGCUUGUACCCAAGACCGGGCCUCCUGUUGCUUGCUCUGUCGAAUACCGCAUGGGGUUUCUUUCUUUGCUCGUUCCAGGUACAUGAAAAAAGUGUUCUUCUACCCCUUUUACCGAUGACUCUACUUCUAUGUGGGGAUGGGGGUCUAAGUCGGGAAAUCCGUGCCUGGGUUGGCUUCGCUAAUGUUCUUGGGACAUGGACAUUGUUCCCAUUGCUCAAGCGGGAAGAUCUACGUGUUCCGUAUUUCGUUGUCACUCUGCUUUGGGCGUAUCUUCUCGGGCUUCCCCCUACUACUCUGAAGCUUUAUCGAAAUCAGGAAGACUCUUCUUCUCGCCCCCAUGGCUCUCACGAUCUGCACGUCCUUACAAAAAUUAUACAUCUGGGAUGUUAUGCAUCAAUGGUGUUAUGGCAUUUUGUCGAGGCCUUUGUUCCUACCCCUUCGACCAAACCCGAUCUAUGGGUCGUUCUAAAUGUUUUAAUCGGGACCGCUGGUUUCGGCAUAAUAUACCUCUGGUGCACUGUGAAAUUACUCAGUAAAACGGGGAUUUUAUUCUGGCAAACGGAGUCGCACAUACCUGAAGUGUCUGGGGGGAAAAAAGAACAAUAA